Molecule: messenger RNA, 774 nt
Organism: Lasiodiplodia theobromae
Lineage: Eukaryota; Fungi; Ascomycota; Dothideomycetes; Botryosphaeriales; Botryosphaeriaceae
Exons: 1
Coding region: 1-774 (257 amino acids)
Source: RefSeq, a predicted model, not a curated record
AUGUACCACCACCAACACCAACCGUCUUACAAUCCGUAUGCUACUCCGGAUCCACCACAAUAUGCAUCCCAGUAUGGCAACUGGCCAGAGCAGCCUGGGCAACAUGAUCCGAUGACCCCACAUUCCUUCUCUGGCUCGUUCCAUCAGCAGUCACGCUCGCAAUAUCACCAAUACCCCCAAUACCCGCAGCAAUAUCAUCAAUACCCUUCGCAGAAUCAAUCGUAUUCCUCGCCAAACCAGCAGUAUAACCCACAGCCGCAACAUCCAUCUCCAGCACCGCACCUCCAGAGAAGGACGUCGGCACAGGAGCGUUGGGACAACUACAUCACGAGCGCCGAGUGUUCAGAUACUCUGCAAGGUGGUACACCUCACCUUCCAAUACACCAGAGCAACUCCGAUCCGCUGACAGCCAAUUGUAACAAAGCAGACAACCAGAUGUAUGUCCACCAAGUGACGUCGGAGCUUGAGCAGCGUGCUCUUGCGGAUGAACGCCUUGAAGGCCUCUCGCAACAGCACGGUGUCGAGACACAACAUGCGCAGCAGGCGGAGCGCGACCGCCGCUUGAGGUGGGCCCAGGAGAUGAUCAUUCAGAACCCAGCUCUCUGCGCCGAGGUCUACUGCGCCAUGUCGAAGCUGCCGGCGUCUAGGAGGAGGGGAUCAAGCACGGCUGUGCCUCCGCCGCCGAGUAGCAGGAGUAACAGCAACUCCAGUGUCAACAGCAGCAACUCGUCGUACCGCAACAGCCCUACUAUCACGACCCUACCUUCCAGGUGA